AUGGACGGACGUUUGCUGGCACGUGAGCUGGUACGCGCACGAGUUGGCGAGUUUAUGGACAUGACGAACAAGCUAGAUAAGAUCGGCAUGGGUCUGGAAAAGAUACUAAGAGCUCAGAUGGAGCUGUUGUCUCGUAUUGAGGACAACGAGGAGAACAUCUACGCAGAUGGCAGUCAACAAAUUGAAUAG
Messenger RNA from Phytophthora nicotianae INRA-310, 189 nucleotides. RefSeq lists its product as hypothetical. Lineage: Eukaryota; Oomycota; Peronosporomycetes; Peronosporales; Peronosporaceae. The record is from RefSeq and is a predicted model, not a curated record. Bases 1 to 189 code for a protein of 62 amino acids. The transcript has 2 exons.